ACGGCUAGUCUAUUUGCCCUUUUGCCCUUGUUUCUUUUAGGUUUUGGGAAUGGCAGCGAUGUUAGAUUUCUUGCGUCGAGCGUCUAGAGAGGGCUGUGGCGGCGAUCUAGCUGAUGACGCUGCUCGCCAGGAUCCGAUGAUCGAAGAAGCGUCCGCGGCAGAGGAUUCCAGGGUCGCGGCCAGGGAUGACGAAGAAAUCACGGUUUUCUCGAGCCCGGUGCGAGAUUUCGAGCUGGAUUUGGGAGAUGGAGAGGAAAUUCUUAGCAGUUUCUGCGAGGGGAACGAGCUCUCGUUCAAUUACAUUCCAGACAAGGUCGUGGCCGCGAUAAAUGCCGGUGGCUCAUCGAUUCUAGAUACAUCUUUCGGCAUCGAUUUCGUGGACGAUCGAUUUUUCUCUGGUGGAGAUGUGCUUAGAACUGCCGAAGAUAUCGUUGAUGCGCAGGAGCCUUCGCUAUACCGCACAGCAAGGUAUGGGGAGGUUACUUACGCCCUAGAUGGACUGGAAAGUGGAGAUUACUACGUGGAUAUCCACUUUGCCGAGAUUAUUUUCACGAAUGGUCCUCCUGGGAUGAGGAUCUUUGACGUCUACAUUCAGGACGAGAAGGUUGUCUCGGAUCUUGACGUCUAUGGACGGGUGGGGUCGAACAGGCCCUUGAUUUUGCUAAACGUGCGAGCUGCAGUCGACGGCGGUGUUCUUACUUUGGCAUUUCGUGGCGUUGUUGGAAAUCCCACCAUCAGCGCCAUCUGCGUUCACAGAGCUCCUCCUCUUGCUAAGCGAACCGGUCGUAAGCCACGACCAAUUUACGAGCUUGCGUUGGAAAACUGCCAGAAGCAGAAUGCUCGCAGACUCACGUUUUGUGAGCAGAUGAGGGAUAAAAGUCGAGGAGCAGUUACUGAAAGCGAGCAAAGAUUGGAAGAACUCAGAAACGAGUGCCAUCAGGCCUGGAUUUCUGUUCAAGAAUCCAAUCGCCAAGCUGAAAAAUUACGUGAUGAACUUUCCGUGAAGUCUCUUACUGUCGAUACACUCGCAAAUGCCGUGGAAACUCAGGUGCUGGAGCUAAGAGAUUUGAAGGAAAAAGAAAUGAACGAAAAGACGAAGUUGAAGCUAGCCGUCAGUGAUGCCCAGAGGAAAGUCGAGGAACUCAGAAUACUCUAUAGUCUCCUGUCCAAGGACGCAAGAGAUUGUAUAUGCUCCUUUCCAGAUCCCCAUGGCAUGGUUUCUGCGGUUCAAGCUUUAGUGAAUGAACAGAAGGAGUUAAAGAAAAGACUACUAGACGAGAGUCAAGAACGGAAGUUUUUGUACAACAAGUUGAUUGAAAUGAAAGGGAACGUUAGGGUGUUUUGCAGAUGCAGACCGUUGAAUGCAUCAGAAGCGUCAGCAUCGUCGGUGUCAGUAGUCGAGUUUGACUCCGCUAGAGAGAAUGAACUCGUCAUUCGGGCUGGCACCAAUCCGAAAAAGCUCUACAAGUUUGAUCGAGUGUUCACUCCCGAAGACGAUCAACCUGAAGUGUUUGCAGACACGUCUCCGGUCGUUGUAUCUGUCCUGGAUGGCUACAACGUGUGCAUAUUUGCCUACGGACAAACAGGUACUGGCAAAACAUUCACGAUGGAAGGCAUUCCAGGAAACCGAGGUGUCAACUAUCGUACAUUGGAGGAACUUUUUCGACUAUCUACUGUACGCAAAGGAGAGGUCAACUAUGAGAUAAAAGUUAGUGUUCUAGAAGUUUAUAAUGAGCAGAUCCGAGACUUGUUGACAACACCAUCUCAAGCUGGUCUGGCGCCAAAGAGGCUAGAAAUUAAGCAAGACGCUGAUGGUGGCCAUCGUGUUCCUGGCCUCGUCGAGGCUGAGGUACACAGCAUGACAGAAGUAUGGGAGGUUCUCCAAAGCGGGAGCGCUGCUCGAGCUGUUGGCUCUACAAAUGCUAACGAACAUAGUAGCCGUUCUCACUGCAUGUUGUGCGUGAAAGUAAGAGGCGAGAACAUGACUACAGGAGAAUGUACUCGCAGCAAGCUUUGGCUUGUCGAUCUUGCUGGAAGCGAGAGAGUUGCAAAAAGUGAUGUUCAGGGUGAUCGCCUGAAAGAAGCUCAGAACAUCAACAAGUCGUUAUCAGCCCUGGGAGAUGUUAUUCACGCUCUAACGACGAAAAGUAACCACGUGCCUUACAGGAACUCGAAGUUAACACAUCUUCUGCAAGACUCGCUUGGAGGAGAAUCGAAGACUCUUAUGUUCGUACAGAUAAGCCCCACCGAGGCUGAUGUCGGGGAAACGUUGUGCUCCUUAAAUUUUGCUAGCAGAGUACGUGGUGUAGAGAUGGGUCCGGCAAAGAAGCAGCUCGAUUCCUCGGAGUUUUUCAAGUAUAAGCAAAUGGCAGAGAAGGCUAAGCAAGAUGUGAAAACCAAGGAUGAUAGCGUCAGAAGGCUCGAAGACAGCUUACGUACCACCGAAAGUAAACUGAAGGUAAAAGAACAACUGUGUCAGAGCCUAGCUGAAAAGGUCAAGGACCGAGACAAAGUUGCUGCUGAACUGGAGCUCCAGCUAGCCACCGAGAAGAAAGCUCGUCUUGCAGCAGAAGUGGCUCUCAAGGAAAAGCGUCUGAAAGCUGAUAGAGAAGGAUCGUGGGACAGGGCUGACAGGGCGAAUGCGGAAGAAGCUCUUGAAGCUGCGUUUAAAACAGCCGCUAGUUUUCACCCCAAGGAAAAUAGUUACAGACAACCGUUACAAGAGCGGGCGCUGGAGAAUGAGCUUAAGCCGCUAAGCAAAGACGAGAAAGCUCCCAAAGUCCUUGGUGAAAACCGUGCUCUGCAAAACGAGAACAUCGAUCCCCAAAAUCCAGAUGGUCUUACUUCGGUUCUACGCAAGCCUCCACACGCAAGGCUGAAGGUGGUACCUUCGAGAUUCAAUUCUCCGCCGCUUAUGCCAAUGCCCCGCCGAACUUCGCUGUGCGGAAUCACUCGACGGACGUCCUUGGCUCCUGCUCCAACGAAAUUCGUCGUGGAGACUCCAUCAACUCAGCUUAAGUCAUCGGAGGUGCAAGAGGACAUUAAGACAGUGCAGAGUAUCGUCCAAGCAGAGAGCCGCACCUUCCAGGUAGAAGAUAGCAACGUCCCUUCCGUAGCCUGGAAAGGUAUCGACGUUCCUGGAACGCUCACAAGGCUAAGGCAACACAGAAGAGUACACUUCAGCUCGCCGUUAAUGCGGUCGAGGGAGAAGCUGAUGGCGUUGAAGAAGGAAACGUGCGACAACCUCCCGGAAACAAAGCAGUCCAGUGGUACCAGAAUGAGACGAGUAAGUUUGGUGGCCAGGUCCUGGAACAAGCAUCCAGGAGGAGCCCAACGAAUUCUCAGUGGCAGGAAGGGUUCCAUGCACCAGCGUGAAAGGGGCUGGAACAAAGGAUAGAUAAGAAUGGGAGCCGCAGCAUACAUACACUACGAAGCAGUUGUGCUCUUCAUAUAGCAAAUAUGUCAAGGAAUAGCUCUAAAGUCCGGCUGAAAGCAAACCAGUGGCGGAACGGCGAUCCUAAAUGCACUCUCGGGGACAUGGCUCCAGACAUCAAGCUUCGUGUCAUAAGCGAGUCCCCCGAGUUCUGGGUGUCCCUUGAGAGAGGCUCCAAUCAGCCGACCGGUGAAGGACGCCUCAAACUGGAGAUUACACGGCAUGCACAGCCAGAGCACCCACGGGCUCUUGAUCAGCCGCUUGCCUUGGUCGAGCUCCCAUACCGCAAUGGAGUUCUCAUCACUGCCCUCUAUCCGGACCCCGGAUACCGUCACGUAGCGCCCCCGAAAGUCGACGAGAUUGUUGGAGAUAGAAACGUCGCGCUCGUCGACUCUAAUGGACCCGCAAGGUGGGCUCACUCUCCUGAGGAGUUUCCAAUCGUACAGGCUGAGCAGCAGCGUCUCUGAAUCGCACGCGUAGUAGACGAGCUCGUCGCUGGCGACGAUCACUCCGGUGGAAGGCUUGAAACUCUCCUCGGCCAGCGUCGUGGCCCAGUCCCCGCGCAUGGAGCUGCUUUGGAGCUUGGAUCCCGCGCCAUCGCCAUGCCGAGAGGGCCCGAGUCGAGAGUGGAAGGAUGCGGCAGCCUCCUGCUAGAUCCCGUGAGCGGAUUAAAGACGAGGAUCUCGUGAGCAAGGCCUCGGAGAUAGCCGACCGUGCAAACCAGGCCUCCCAGCGCCGACCAGUGGAGGAUCCUACACCGGGGAUUUGGAGGAGCUUUCAAGGAUUUGCGAAGCGAGAGCUUGGGCAGGAGGUGAUGAUUGACGUCGCUGCUGCUGUGAUCGUCGUCCAAGGCGAUGAUCUCGUCGUCGUCCUUGAGCAGCAGUGACCACGAUUGAUCGCCAUUGUUGUGCUGGAGGAGAGCCUGGAGAUCGUGAUUUGGGAACUUACCACCCACGCAAAGGUAGGAGCUGAGCUUGAUCAACUUGGCCAUUUGUACAAAAAGGGUGGCAAGAGAGUAAAAUUUAGGGCCCAAAUUGGAAGUA
Selaginella moellendorffii is the source of this 4476-nucleotide messenger RNA. RefSeq names its product kinesin-like protein KIN-14E. The record is from RefSeq and is a predicted model, not a curated record. The coding region runs from base 50 to 3397 and encodes 1115 amino acids. Gene Ontology annotation, biological process: microtubule-based movement. NCBI's taxonomy places the organism in Eukaryota, Viridiplantae, Streptophyta, Lycopodiopsida, Selaginellales, Selaginellaceae. Gene Ontology annotation, molecular function: ATP binding; microtubule motor activity; microtubule binding. The transcript has 18 exons.